Molecule: messenger RNA, 480 nt
Organism: Lodderomyces oxycetoniae
Lineage: Eukaryota; Fungi; Ascomycota; Pichiomycetes; Serinales; Debaryomycetaceae
Gene: UBC15
Product: Ubc15p
Exons: 1
Coding region: 1-480 (159 amino acids)
Source: RefSeq, a predicted model, not a curated record
AUGUCAAGACAUCCCUACCAAAAACGUCUCCUCAAGGAGUAUCAAGGUUUAACAAAAUCGCAAUUACAGGGUAUCAAACUAAUCUCAAACGAUGAUACUUUGACCUACUUUCUUUUCCAAAUCAGUGUCUCGAAUCACUCAUUAUACCCGGAUAACUAUUUAUUAUCAAUUUGCAUAACACGAGAAUAUCCAGUAGAUGCACCAUCUGUGAAAUUUGUCAAACAGGCGUCAUCAACAACUACUUUAAUACUGCCAAUACCUGUGCACCCGCACAUCUACUCAAACGGACACAUAUGCCUCAAUUUACUAGGCGACGAUUGGACACCUGCAUGCUCAAUAGAGACCAUCUUGUUAAGUAUACAAAGUAUGUUGGACACAAACGAUUUAAAUGAGAGACCACCAGAUAAUCAACAAUACAUCCUACGUGCGCCACAAGAUCCAAAGAAGUCGCGAUUUAUAUAUCACGAUGAUAAUGUAUAA